AUGUCGCGACAGAGCUUCGGAAGCAGCAGCGGCUUCGUCCGCAUCGGCUCAGCCAGCGCUCUUCCGGAACACCUGAUCCCCGAAAACAUCCAUGGGAACCUGAGCGCGACGUUGCCACAGGGCGCCAGCAUGGACGAGCGUGCGGUGAUGUCGCUCUCCCAGAAUGUAUACUUCAGCAAGUGCUCCGUGCAGAUAAACGAAUACGGAAUCAAGGUGCCCGCACUCUGGAGGAACGCCGGUGUGGCGGUGCUCACGCACCACGCGCUGCUCUACGAGCCCAACACGGUGCUCAACACCACCGGGGCCGUGUGCUGCAAGUCAGGCGAAAAGACCGGGCGCUCCCCGGCCGACAAGCGCACGGUGAUGGACGACGUUUCCAAGGGCAACGUCUGGUGGGGAAAGGUCAACAUCGAGCUCUCGGAGCUUGCUUACGCCAUUAACCGCGAGCGCGCCAUCGAUUACAUCAACCUGCAGCAGCGGGUAUACAUCACCGACGCAUACGCCGGCUGGGAUCCCGAGCACCGCAUCAGGGUGAGGGUCAUCAGUACCAGGGCGUACCACGCGCUCUUCAUGAAGAACUUGCUGAUAGAGCCCACAGCUGAGGAGCUGGCGGCCUUCGAGCCCGACUUUGUGCUCUACAACGCCGGCGCCUUCCCGUGCAACCGCUACACCAGGGGAGUGUCGAGCUCCACGUCCAUCUGCCUGAGCUACAAGCGCAUGGAGAUGGUGAUUCUGGGGUCGGAGUACGCCGGGGAGAUGAAAAAGGGGAUCUUCACGCUCAUGAUGUACCUCAUGCCGCUUAAGGGGCUGCUGCCACUUCACUCCUCCUGUAACGUCGGACCCAACAACGACGUCACACUCUUUUUCGGGCUCUCGGGAACGGGAAAGACCACGCUGUCAGCCGAUCCCGCGAGGAGGCUCAUUGGAGAUGACGAGCACGUCUGGACCGACAGGGGCGUAUUCAACAUCGAGGGGGGCUGCUACGCGAAGUGCAAGGACCUCUGCCGUGAGAAGGAACCCGAGAUUUUCGACGCUAUACGCUUCGGAGCGGUGGUGGAGAACGUGGUGUACGACGCCGUCUCGCACGAAAUCGACUACACCGACUGCUCAAUCACGGAGAACACCAGGUGCGCCUACCCCCUGAGCCACAUCCCCAACGUCAUGAUGCCCGCGAGGAUCGACGAGCACCCGUCCAACAUCAUCUUCCUGACCUGCGACGCCUUCGGUGUCAUCCCACCGGUCAGCAAGCUCACCAUCGAGCAGGCCAUGUACCACUUCGUCAGCGGGUACACCAGCAAGAUGAUCGGCACGGAGAUGGGCAUCAGCCGCCCGACGGCCACAUUCUCGGCCUGCUACGCCGAGCCCUUCCUGGCCAUGCACCCCAUGGUCUACGCCAAGCUGCUCGAGCAGAAGCUGCAGAAACACUCCACAGACAUAUGGCUGCUGAACACCGGCUGGAUCCAGGGGCCAGUGGACUCCAAAAAGGGGCGCCGCAUUCCGCUCAAGUACACGCGCGCCAUUGUUGACGGAAUCCACAACGGAACGCUCAAGAACGCCAUGUACGAGCAGAUGCCCAUAUUCGGGCUCAUGGUGCCGGUGGAGGUUGAGGGCGUCCCGGCCGAUGUGCUCAACCAGCGCCUCGGUUGGGGCUCGGAUGAAUACGACGAGAACGUGGAGGAGCUGGCGCAGAAGUUCGCGGAAAACUUCAAGCAGUACCAGUCGGAGGCCAACGAGAGCAUCCUGCGUGGAGGGCCGGUGCAGCGCUAG
Molecule: messenger RNA, 1767 nt
Organism: Babesia bigemina
Lineage: Eukaryota; Apicomplexa; Aconoidasida; Piroplasmida; Babesiidae
Product: phosphoenolpyruvate carboxykinase, putative
Exons: 2
Coding region: 1-1767 (588 amino acids)
Biological process (GO): gluconeogenesis
Cellular component (GO): cytosol
Molecular function (GO): ATP binding; phosphoenolpyruvate carboxykinase (ATP) activity
Source: RefSeq, a predicted model, not a curated record